AUGGCGUUUAUAUCCAUGUCUUUCAGCUUGUCCAAACUGGAAGAUAUGACGAUUACUGGAAGCCUGACAGCCUGGAUUUCAACCAACGCUGCCACUUGGCAUUACGAGAAGUUCAGAUCGCUGAAUUUCACGGCAUACGGAUGUCUACGAGAAAGCGCAUAUAUGUACGCAUGUGUGCACAUGUACAUACGUGCUCUGCGGAGACAGAAUAUAAAAAUAGACGAUUCCUUCGCGAAAAAUAUCUCAUGGCAGGUGCCAUCUGUCGAAGCUAAUUUGGGCAAAAGGUCUUUCUUUUCCUUCUCUCAAAUGCUUCCAACUUUCUCCAUUCGAUCAAUAUCGGCUUUGGGGGUUUUCAUGUCAACGAAUAUCCAGAAAGAAACCAACUUCGCCCUGGAGCUUUUUGUCACUCGUCAUCUCGAGAUUAUUUAUCAGGGAGGGGGCCAUGGCAUAUCGGAUAUUUGGAUCAUCUAUAUUCCUUUUUAG
This is a messenger RNA of Paracoccidioides lutzii Pb01, 483 nucleotides long. RefSeq lists its product as hypothetical. The transcript is spliced from 2 exons. The coding region runs from base 1 to 483 and encodes 160 amino acids. The record is from RefSeq and is a predicted model, not a curated record.